Molecule: messenger RNA, 1909 nt
Organism: Branchiostoma floridae (Florida lancelet)
Lineage: Eukaryota; Metazoa; Chordata; Leptocardii; Amphioxiformes; Branchiostomatidae
Product: ethanolamine-phosphate cytidylyltransferase-like
Exons: 9
Coding region: 114-1208 (364 amino acids)
Biological process (GO): phosphatidylethanolamine biosynthetic process
Cellular component (GO): cytoplasm
Molecular function (GO): ethanolamine-phosphate cytidylyltransferase activity
Source: RefSeq, a predicted model, not a curated record
CCAGGAUGUGAGGUGGAGAAAAGUUCUGUCGAGCAGCCAAAUUUGCCAUUUAAAGGGACGAAAACAGCCAGGAAUACAACGAGUUUAGAUUCUCGUUACAAAUAGGACGAAGUAUGGCAGCUGCAGCCUCGGAACCCGCCACCACGCGGCCGGUGAGAGUGUGGAUGGACGGGUGCUUCGACAUGGUGCAUUUUGGCCACGCCAACGCCCUGCGCCAGGCUAAGAAGAUGGGUGACGUACUUGUAGUUGGGGUUCACUCCGAUGACGCUAUCUCUAAGUACAAAGGACCACCCGUUUGGACUGAGCAAGAGAGAUACAAGAUGAUCCGAGCUAUCAAGUGGGUUGAUGAGGUGGUAGAGGACGCGCCGUACUUCCCGACACCCGAGCAACUGGACACGUACGGCUGUGACUUCUGUGUCCACGGUGACGACAUCAGUACAACCGUAGAUGGGGAGGACUGCUACAGUGCGCUGAAAAAUGGCGGCCGCUACCGCAUGUGUUCUCGUACCCAGGGUAUCUCGACAACGGACCUGGUGGGACGCAUGUUGCUGAUGACACGUGACCAUCACCUUGAUAACACUAACGGUGCCAUAGACAAUCAAGAGUUUGCAGAACUCCAUGAGAAGUGCCCCUGGACCGGCGUGUCGCAGUUUAUAGCGAGCACACAGAAGAUCCUGGAAUUCUCCAGUGGAAUUGAACGUAAACCAAAUGACAAGGCCGUAUACAUACCAGGUUCCUUUGACCUGUUUCACUGCGGCCAUCUUGAUUUUCUGGAGAGGGUCCGCCAGGAGGGGGAUUACGUCAUCAUCGGUCUCCAUGGCGACGCCGUUGUCAACUGGUAUAAAGGCUGCAACCAUCCUAUCAUGAAUAUUCAUGAGCGAGUCUUGACCCUGCUGGCAUGCAAGUACGUGUCAGAAGUCGUGAUCGACGCCCCAUACAAGAUUACAGAAGAGAUGAUGGAACAGCUGUCUAUAGACAUGGUGUGUCACGGGAAACCGGGCAGCCCUGUACCACCCUGCAAGGACGGAGGCGACCCGUACGCCGUCCCUAAGGCGCUGUGGAAGUUUAAGUUGUUAGACAGCGGAAAUGACCUGACUACCACGAUUCUCAUUGACCGGAUUAUCCGGAACCGGAUCUCAUACCGGACCCGGAACCAGAGAAAGGAAUCACGGGAACUGGAGAUGUACAAGGAAGUCUACGGAGAGUGAAAUAUUCUUUGAAGAAAGUAAAACUUUUUAUUUGCACAUAUACAGACAAUCCAUGUGCAUAUGGGUUAACUUCCUAUUGUAAUACAAAUUUACGUAAGUAAUCAUCAUUUACUGUAACAUUUACAUUUCUGUAUGAUUUACGUGACAAAGUAACAACUACAUCAAAUUUCGACGAUUGUAACAUAUGUGCAGCGACCUUGGCAUUUCAACUUUAUUGAACUUUCAUGAUUAUCUCCACUUUAUAAACGGUACUCUGUGUCUAUUAAACAAUAAUCAUGUUUCUAAGGCACAACAUAAAAUAUCAGGAUUGACCAUUCACAGCAUAAUUGCACAUUCUCCUAUCAUUAUAUUAACAAAUUUCAAAAUUAUUCUAUUCGGAUUUUAUAAUCUUACCUAUACAACAAUAAGGCACAGUAGUUUAUAUCUGAAUGAAUGAAAAAAGGGCAGCAUAAUAAAUGAAUAGAUAUCAAAAUACUUUGCAAUUUAUACACAUAGUUCAUCACUUUUAAGAAUCAUUCAAAACAUACAACAUUAAGACAAACGAUUGCAACAUUGUUUUUCUUUGGUUCAAAUUAACUUUUGCAAACUAAACCACGUUGUCUGUCUAUAAUAAUACUAUAUCAAUGUUGCUAAUACAGAGCUUCACUUGUGGAAAAUAAAAGCCCUACAUUUUCAACAAUAGGUGGGUUGAAUGAUUUCUG